Messenger RNA from Marasmius oreades (fairy-ring Marasmius), 952 nucleotides. RefSeq lists its product as uncharacterized. The record is from RefSeq and is a predicted model, not a curated record. Lineage: Eukaryota; Fungi; Basidiomycota; Agaricomycetes; Agaricales; Marasmiaceae. The transcript is spliced from 9 exons. Bases 270 to 725 code for a protein of 151 amino acids.
ACGAACUCAUUCAUUAUUCUCUUGGAUAUAUCCGCCAUGCCAGUUCAUGUAUUGUCACAUCCAGUCGCAAACACGCAUAUUUGCCGGCUAAGACAGGCAUCGACCUCUCCGAAGGACUUCCGAGAGGCGAUCCAGCAGAUCAGUUUAUUCCUAGGUAUAGAGGCUACUAGAUCCUUGGAGGAGAAGCCGUUUGAAGGGGAAUCACCAGUUGGAAAAUUCAGAGGCACUGUCGUUAAACCUCGAAUCGGUAGACCAAAGCUGAUCUAUCAAUGUUUUGUGGCCAUAAAAACCUGUUCCUAGGUCUAACUCCAAUCCUUCGUGCUGGAUUAGGAAUGUCUGAUGCUCUGCUCUCGCUGGUGCAUGAUGCUCCCGUCUAUCAUCUCGGAUUAUUUCGGGAGAAGGUUUCCCUCCAACCAGUAGAAUACUAUUCAAAGCUUCCAGCCGAGCCCCCAGUGGAUAUAGUGUAUCUUUUGGAUCCUUUGAUCGCGACAGGAGGUACGGCUUGCGCUGCAUUAGCGAUGCUCGUGGAUUGGGGACUUGCACCUAUCAACGUAAAGAUCCUCUGUGUACUGGCUUCCCAAGACGGUUUGGACAAAAUCAACCAGGAAUAUCCCGGUGUCGAGAUUUGGGUUGCAGCUGUCGACCCUAAUUUGAGUGAUCGAGGCAUCGUUAAACCCGGACUGGGAGAUGCAGGCGACCGACUCUUCAACACAAUUCGGCCAUAGAAAUAAUUGACAAAUGGAAUUAUCGCCUUUUGUACGCGCAGGGUUUCAAAAGAUGUACUUGUGCCAAAAUCUUUGACCAUUCCUCUUCAGUCCUGUACUUUCUUGUGACCUUUUUGAAUUCAAAUAACGUGAAAUGUGUGUUUUGUUGAUCCUAGAGUUGUCACUGUGUUAGGUUUGCCCUUUCGUGUAUUUAGCGAGACGUAUACCUUGCUAAUCAGACGGAAACC